Molecule: messenger RNA, 1057 nt
Organism: Durio zibethinus
Lineage: Eukaryota; Viridiplantae; Streptophyta; Magnoliopsida; Malvales; Malvaceae
Product: vacuolar protein sorting-associated protein 25-like
Biological process (GO): protein transport to vacuole involved in ubiquitin-dependent protein catabolic process via the multivesicular body sorting pathway
Cellular component (GO): ESCRT II complex
Molecular function (GO): protein homodimerization activity; structural molecule activity
Source: RefSeq, a predicted model, not a curated record
ACAUAUCUCUCUUCUCACAGAGCCGGAGAGUGAGAGAAGAAAUGAGGAGAAGAGAAAUCGAAGCACCAAAUCUAACGGUUCAGAAUCAAAUCACCAAAUCUAACGGUCAAUAGGACUGAGCUAAAAAAUGUGUUAAAAAACUUUUUUGUUCGAAAGUGUUAAAAAAGUUGAUUGAGGAAGCAAAGACAUUUAAGACAUCAAAGAAUUUCGACCUGAAACCUGAAAACUUUCUCUCCUCAAUCACGUAUGCUUCUUAUGCGGCAUCUAUUGUAAAGGAAUCCUGAGAGAGAUGCAGAAAUUGGGUGAAUUCAAGCUUCCCCACUUUUUCAACUACCCUCCAUAUUUCACUUUGCAGCCAGUGAGGGAGGCUCGUGAGAAACAGGUACAACUUUGGAAAGAACUGAUUCUAGAUUACUGCAGAACUCAGAAGAUAUUCGUAAUUGGGCUCGAGGAAGAAUUUCCGUUGUUCUCAAAUUCUGUGAUUGAACGCACUCUCAGUCACGAAGCCAGGGAAGCAUUCCUCUCAGCUUUGGUUUCAGAAGGACACGCUGAAUGGUUGGAUAAAGGACAUAGGAAAUGCCUAAUCCUUUGGCACCGAAUUCAAGAUUGGGCUGAAAUCAUUUUGAAUUUUGUGAAAGAUAAUGGCUUUGAACACAGUGUUAUGACUGUUGAGGAAAUACGUUCAGGGAUAGAAUCUCGAGGAACAGAGCUUCAUGGGAUAGACCGCAUGAUUCUAAUGCGAGCUUUGAAAUUACUGCAACAGAAGGGGAAGCUUGCAAUUUUUAAGGGAACUUCAGCUGAUGAUGAAGGUGUGAAAUUCUCUGUAUAAUGUUUUAACUAGUUGGCAUUCAAAGGCAGCCUAUUGAGUAUGGCAGGCGAGGCAAGGCAACCUAUUGAUCAUCACAACUUUAAUCAUAACCCAGCAUUGUGUUGGUAACUGAUAUCUCGAAAUGAAAAACAGAAGCAGUGAAAUAUGUUGAAAGCCAAACCUGAUUGGAAUGUUUUUUCAACUUUUACCCUGGAGCUAUUAUUGUUUCUUUUUUUUUUUUUUUUUUCU